AUGAAGAAAGGUGUCAUUAUAAAUAGAAGAUGGGAUAGCCUCUUCUUCAGUAAAGUGACAGCUCUAUCAAAGCAAAAGAUGUUAACUUAUAUCUUACAAGCUAAAGCUGAGCUACACAAUGUAGCAAAGGUGCAGCCAGUUGAUGAUGAAAUAUAUCCUCAUGAUUACAAAUUCAAGUUCCAAUGUAAUGGGUGUAAGACGGUGCAUCCCAAUCCAGUGCAGAUCAACCGAUUUGAAACAAUUCAAGUGACUGGGUUCCGCAGGUUAGCUAAUAUUUUAAUUAAAUGUAAAGCAUGUCAAAGAGAGAGGUAUGCUAUCAUUUCCAAGGUUGGUCCUGGUUGCAUUCAGGUUGAGAAUGAUGGCGUAGGUGGUGAUGAAUUUUGUGACAUUUUGAAGAUUCAUACGCACGGAAUGAGAAUUUUGGAAUUUAUACCCGAUGAUCAAUAUGAAUGCGUAACAACUUAUGGAAAGUUAAUUCAGGGUAUUGGGUUAUUGGAUGGGAAAUGGGAUGAAAGUGACGAAGAAGGAACCGAGUUGAAGAUUCUGAACGUUGAUUGGAAUUUGAAGUUGGUUUCUGAGAAGGAUCCAAAGUACAAAUGA
Molecule: messenger RNA, 600 nt
Organism: Lodderomyces orthopsilosis Co 90-125
Lineage: Eukaryota; Fungi; Ascomycota; Pichiomycetes; Serinales; Debaryomycetaceae
Product: CXXC motif containing zinc binding protein
Exons: 1
Coding region: 1-600 (199 amino acids)
Molecular function (GO): zinc ion binding
Source: RefSeq, a predicted model, not a curated record